AUGUUUUAUAUUACAGGAAAAAAAUCGAAAAAUAACGGGGGGUAUAGCGGUGAGCAGAGCAUAGGUGAUUCUCAUGGCGAGACAUUCUACAUUCCCCGUGAUACUCCAGUUAAGCUAACAAAGCUUCCAGUCAAGUUUGCAGAUCUAACAAAUUUUCCUUUCUUUUCCGAAUUUCACUGGCUAAUCGAUUUUUCAGUCUGUGCCGUUGGUGUAUAUCUUGUUAAUGAGGUAGCAUUUAGUGGCCUUGUUCCCUGGCUGACUGCAGCUGAGAACGAAUCAAAACCCCCUUCCUUUCUCACAUCUCGAUUCAAUUUUAGCCUUGUUUGGUGUGCUCUUCCUUUAUUCUUUGCCUCCAGGACUCUUUUCUCUUUAUCUGCCAUAUAUUUUAAUAGUAAGGAUGGCCGUAAGACCAGUGAUGAGAAAGCAACUACCAUUGAAACAAAUUACCCUGUUAGUUCACUAAGUGGGGCCAAUGAUAAGCGUGUCUUGGCACCGGAACUUAUGAUACUUUUGGUUGCUGCUUUUUUUUUCCUGAUUGCCUCGAUGUCUUGUCUUGCCUUGGAUGGGCGUUUUUUCGACUUUGGCUUGGCUAAUGCCCAUGCAAACUUGAUACCCUUGGGGAGUGAGCAAAAUUCAUUAAAGGAUUAUCAUCCCUUUAUAAGUUUUGGUGCGUUUCAAGCCUUACUUGCCUUUCCUGCAGCUAUACUUGGAGCCCUGUUAACCUUUCCUGGCUUAAGAUAUGCGAGAAUGUACCUGGAUGCUGUCAAGUAA
Molecule: messenger RNA, 771 nt
Organism: Protopolystoma xenopodis
Lineage: Eukaryota; Metazoa; Platyhelminthes; Monogenea; Polystomatidea; Polystomatidae
Source: the annotation of a GenBank genome assembly